Messenger RNA from Frankliniella occidentalis (western flower thrips), 401 nucleotides. RefSeq lists its product as uncharacterized. The transcript has a single exon. NCBI's taxonomy places the organism in Eukaryota, Metazoa, Arthropoda, Insecta, Thysanoptera, Thripidae. The record is from RefSeq and is a predicted model, not a curated record. The annotation marks the transcript as partial.
AUGGCUCUUGCUAUGGCUGGCCAAGGGUCAGUUGAGCCUUCAGCUCAAAAUCCAUCUCAGCCUGGUCCGUCGAACAGACCUGAGCCUUCAGCUCAAAAACGGCGCUCCCCGUCGCCUCAACCGGGGCCGUCGAGCAGACCUGAUCCCCAGCCUUUAGCUAAAAGAGCACGGUCCCCUUCGCCUCAGCCCGGUCCGUCGAACAGACCAGACCCACAGCCUUCUGCUAAGAGAGCACGCUCUCCUUCGCCUCAACCAGGUCCGUCGAAGCGACCCCUGGAAGAGGACGAAGAGGCGCAGCCUACAUUUGAAGUGCUGCAGAGUCGAGAGCGGGAACUUAAACGCUUCAAGACGAAGUUCAGAGAGGAAGUUGGCAUGGUCAAAGGUCUUGGUGGCACCCUCCC